Molecule: messenger RNA, 4498 nt
Organism: Mauremys reevesii (Reeves's turtle)
Lineage: Eukaryota; Metazoa; Chordata; Testudines; Geoemydidae
Product: calcium-activated chloride channel regulator 1-like
Exons: 15
Coding region: 188-2926 (912 amino acids)
Biological process (GO): chloride transport
Molecular function (GO): intracellularly calcium-gated chloride channel activity
Source: RefSeq, a predicted model, not a curated record
AAUCAGUGAGGCAAACUGCUCCUGGAGCAAGGGGCUGAGCAGCUGAGAGACCCCACCUCCUUCUCCUACCUGCCUUUUGUGGCACUGUGGCAGGUGUGCUUUCUCUGGCUCUGCAGCAGCAGCUCCUAACCUCUCACCCAACUAAACGCAGCUAGUAGCAGCAGCUGUACCUGUGGUGAGAGGUUGUAUGGUACAGCUGAAAAAUGGUGGCUAUGAGGAUAUUGUUAUUGCAAUUAACCCUCAGUUACCAGAAGAUCACAAUAUCAUUAGAAACAUACAGAACAUGGUCAAAGAGGCUUCUAAUUACUUGUUCAAUGCUACAAAACAGAGAUUUUUUUUCAAGGCUGUAAAAAUUAUAAUUCCUCUGCAUUGGCUGCCAAAACCUGAGUAUUUAAGUGUAAAAACAGAGUCAUAUGAUAAGGCGGAUGUUAUCGUGGCUAAUCCUUACUUGAAGUAUGUAGAUGAACCCUACACGCUGCAAUAUAGAGAAUGUGGGGAAAAGGGACGAUACAUUCAUUUCACUCCCAACUUCCUGUUAAAUGACAGUUUGUAUAUCAUCUAUGGAUCACGAGCUAAAGUUUUUGUCCAUGAAUGGGCCCAUCUUCGUUGGGGAGUAUUUGAUGAAUACAAUAAUGAUGCACCUUUCUAUUUGUCUGUAAACUCUGGAAAAGAAACUGUUGAAGCAACUAGAUGUUCGGCUGAUGUCAUGGGUAAAUAUAUAUUCCAAAGCUGCACAGGAAACAGCUGCAUGACAAGAGAAUGUGAAUAUGAUCAACAGACAAAGCUGUAUGAAGCUGGAUGUAAAUUUGUACCAGAAAAAACAGAAAAUGCCCCAGCAUCUAUAAUGUACAUGCAAAGUCUCCCUUCUGUGGUUGAGUUCUGUGAUCAAAGUACUCAUAAUGGAAAGGCUACAAAUAUGCAGAACAAAAUGUGCGACCACAAAAGCACCUGGGAAGUAAUUAUGAACUCUACUGACUUCAGUAACACCUCUCCAAUAAAUAGCACAAGUCCUCCAUUUGAGACCUCCUUCUCAUUGCUGCAGACCAAAGACAGAGUAGUCUGUCUAGUACUUGAUGUUUCUGGGAGCAUGGCUUGGUAUGACCGCAUUAAUCGUCUCUACCAAGCUGCAGAGAUAUUCCUGCUACAGAUUAUCGAAAAGGGUUCCUGGGUUGGAAUUGUCACAUUCCAUUCUACAGCACAAAUUAUAUGUCAUCUACGACAAAUAGUCAGUGAGGAUGUACGCCAGAAUCUUAUCAAAUGCCUGCCUACAUCAGCUGACGGAGCAACUAACAUCUGUGAAGGAGUGCGCAAAGGAUUUGAGGUGAUUAAACAAAAUUACUCUCAUCUCGAUGGUUCUGAAAUUGUACUGCUGACAGAUGGAGAGGAUAGGGGUAUGAGCAGUUGCCUUACGGAGGUGAAAAACAGUGGAUCGAUCAUUCACAUCAUUGCCUUGGGGCCAAAUGCUGAUCCAGAACUAGAACAAUUUUCAAAUAUGACAGGAGGCAGCAAGUUUUAUGCCACAGAUACAGUUGAUUCCAAUGCCCUAAUUGAUGCAUUCUGUGGAAUUUCAUCCAGAAGUGGAAAUAUUUUUGGACAGUCUAUUCAGCUUGAAAGUACAGCUCGGAGUGUCACAUUGAAGCAGUGGAUGAAUGGUACAGUGAUUGUAGAUUUCACUGUGGGAAAAGACACCUUCUUUGUAGUUACAUGGAAUCAAAGCACAUCUCCACCAGACAUUUUACUGCGGGACCCCAAAGAAAAAGAAUAUAGAAUGUCAAACUUCACAUUUAGUAAUCUAAACCUCCGAACAGCUCGACUGAAGAUAGCCGGCACUGCAGAGGUGGGGAAUUGGUUAUAUAUGAUUCAAAAUAACCAGACAGAAUCUCAGGUCAUAUCAAUGAUAGUAACCUCUCGAGCAGCAUCUAUGGAUGUGCGUCCAGUGACUGUAAAAGCCCACAUGAAUAAGGAUACAAACAACUUCCCUAAUCCAAUGGUGAUUUAUGCAGAAGUUAGUCAAGGAUUUUUGCCUGUUCUUGGUGCUACCGUGAUGGCCACUGUUGAACAAGAGACUGGAUCUGCAGUGGAGCUCAAACUCCUUGAUGAUGGUUCUGGGGCUGAUAUUAUGAAGAAUGAUGGAAUCUAUUCAAAGUACUUUACAUCUUUCAAGGGAAACGGUAGAUACAACUUAAAAGUGCGUAUCCAGGGGAGAAAUCAGACUGUCAGACUUGGCCGCAGGCAGAGCCGAGCCUUGUAUGUUCCCGGCUACAUAGAAAAUGGUGAAAUCAAAAUGAAUGCACCGAGACCUGAACCUAGUGAUGAGGAAAUUCAAGCAAAACUGGGAAGUUUCAACAGAGUUGCAUCAGGAGGUUCUUUUGUAGUGAAGAAUGUUCCAUUAGGAGGAUUUACUGAUGUGUUCCCACCCUGUAAAAUUACUGACCUUGAGGCUCAGUUUGAAGAAGAUAAAAUUCACUUGUUUUGGACAGCUCCCGGGAAUGACUUGGAUGAGGGACAAGCUGACAGAUACAUAAUAAAAAUGAGUGAAAGUUUUCUGGACCUAAGAAACACCUUUGAGGAUGCUACUUCAGUGAAUACCUCUAGUCUGGUACCUAAACCUGCUGGCACCAAAGAAUCAUUUCAGUUUAAACCAGAAAAUGUCACAAUAGAAAAUGGCACCAUAAUCUACUUUGCAAUAUGUGCCGUUGAUAAUGCCUCCCUGACCUCAGAGGUGUCUAAUGUAGUACAGGCAGCUCUGUUUGUUCCUCCAAAGGAAUCCUUGCCUGAUACGCAUCCUACUGAUGUUAUCAAUCAUGGUGUCAAUGUUUCAAUAAUAGUAAUUGGGGCUGUAAUACCUGUAUUAAUAGCUGUAAGUAUAACUAUCUGUAUUUUAUAUAAGAAAAAUAGAAACGGAGGCUUUGAGCUCAGAAUGUAAUAAAACUAAUUGUAAGAUGAAAGCUCAGUACAUAUUUAUCCUAAUUUGUUCUAUUUGUGAUUUUCAAAAUACCUAAGGAAAGAAAUUUGUAAUAGAUUUGAAAGUUAAGUGCAUUGACUUUAAAGUAGAGCUGGAUUUAUAUGUAUUUUGAUCUGCUUUCAAUGAAUGUAUAGUAUGUUACAGUACAUGUAUGUAGACUGAAUCGUGAAUUUAAAAGUAUAUACUGAGUAAACUAAGACACAUCAGUAUAAUGUGUAGCAUAUAAAUGACAAUCUAAUUGUAUAGUUAUAAUUCUAAUCUUGCUAGAGUUCUCCAACAUUAGGUAUUGUGUGCUUUAUUUUUUUUUUAAAUCUUUCUAGUUUGUUUUCCAGUUGCUUAGCAGUCAGGGACGGGAGAUAGAAGAAGAAAUUAGAUCUGUAAUCUUUGGUUUUCAUACAUUCCUUUUAGUUAUAAUCAAUGAGUAGAAAACAUAAAUGUAUACAGCUGUUGGGUCUGAGCCUGCAACUGCUUAGGUACAUGUAUAACUCACUCUCAUCCUAUGACUAGUGCAGGUGUUUAAAUAUUCACAGGAUCAGGGCCAUAUGUUAUCCACAAAUUAGCAUACGGAAAACACUUUUUACCAGACAUAAUCAUCAAACACAUAUGCAACACUCCAACUCUAAAUGACAGAACAAAAGCAAAAUAGUAGAAGAGAAAACACUCAAUUCCGAGGUAGCAGAAAUGCCACCUACCACAGCAUGUGACAGAAACGACGGCAUGUAGCAUCUAGGAGGAAAAGCUAUUCAGCAAGUGACUUUUCAUUGGUUUUUCCCAUCUCCUGCAAGCCCAACUUGCAACAUCAUGAUCUGUGAUGUGACACUCCAGAAAUGGGAAAGGAUCACCCAUUCUUUGGAUAAUGAAAACAUCCAUCGUUACAUUAGAUGGGAUCAAAUUAUUUUAUAAGGUAUAUAAACACUCAUGCUUCAGGUCUUCAGCUAAUCACUAGCAGGGGCUAGGGAGGAACUUUUCCAUAUGCAAAUUAUUCCAUAACUGUCCGUUAUGGGGUUUCUUGCUGCUUCCACUGACCUAUACUUAGAAAUAUUGGCCAGCAUGGAUACGCCUACACUCAGAUUUUUUACAACUGUAAUUAACUGACAGUUAGCUCAAGGUAGUUACCACAUUUGGACUAUGCCUGGACCAAACAUUGGGGAAUGUCCAUGUUAGCUUUUACAAACAUAUUAAGUGAAAAUCACUAGUGAAGACAAGCCCUUUCGGAGAUGGAUAUCUGGGUUCAUGUGGACCCUGGAUCUGAUUGGGUAAUGCAAUUCCUAUGUUUCUGAGAUGGUUUUUUUAUGACGUGAAGUGAAAGUAAGAAAUUGAAUUGAACUCUUAGUUGCUCUUCCAAAUGUAAAGGCAAUAUAAGUCCCCAUUUUUGUUUUGGCUGGUGCAUGUUGGUGGUUUUCUUCACUUCUCUUGGGGAUAGGUGAAUGGGACAGAAGAGAGUGAUUAGUAGAAUAUCUGUGUAAUAAACAGAAGGUUUGGGUGCUUUAUGCACAUGUGUUAUGCAUAACAACAAUAAAACAAAACAGACCA